Molecule: messenger RNA, 1776 nt
Organism: Brettanomyces bruxellensis
Lineage: Eukaryota; Fungi; Ascomycota; Pichiomycetes; Pichiales; Pichiaceae
Exons: 1
Coding region: 1-1776 (591 amino acids)
Biological process (GO): transmembrane transport
Cellular component (GO): membrane
Molecular function (GO): myo-inositol:proton symporter activity
Source: RefSeq, a predicted model, not a curated record
AUGUCGCUGUUCAAAUUAUUUGGAAAAAAGCAUGAUUCUGAUCGGCAGCAUGAUGUGAAGCUCUCCCAUAGUGCGGAGGGAUCGACCACAGUAAAAGACCUAGCAAAGUCGAAGAUUGCACCCAGUGGUGAAUACUUUGAAAAUUUGGACGAUAACAGCCGAAAGUCAACAGGUCAGUACGAAAAUAAAGGCACAAGAUUUCAAAAAAUCCAGCCAGUAGACGAUGAAGACACCGAUGAUGAUGAGGUGCAGGAAGAUAAAGUUUCAGGGCUUAUCAUCUUGCUUACACUUACUGCCUCCAUUUCCGGUUUCAUGUUUGGCUAUGAUACCGGUUAUAUUUCGUCGGCAUUAGUCUCGAUUGGUGGAGAUUUGGGCAAGACAUUGUCAUACGGAGAGGAGGAAUACAUUACUGCUGCCACUUCCUUGGGUGCAUUGAUUGCAUCAAUUUUGUCUGGCGUGCUUGGGGAUUAUUUCGGAAGAAGACCGAUUUUAAUGCUCUCAAACAUUCUUUUCGUCAUUGGGGCUAUUGUUCAAUGCGCUGCACAUUCAGUUUGGAUGAUGAUUUCAGGAAGACUUGUCAUGGGAUUCGGUGUCGGAAUUGGAUCUUUACUGGCUCCAGUUUUCAUUUCGGAGCUUGCCCCAAGAAAGUACAGAGGCCGUUUGGUGAUAAUAAACUGUUUUGGUACUACAGGAGGCCAAUUAGUUGCCUAUGCUAUAGGUGCUGGACUUUCCAGAAUUAAAAAUGGCUGGAGAGCCGCCGUUGGAAUAUCUAUGUUUCCACCCCUUCUUCAGUUUCUGGCAUUUCUCUUUUUCCUUCCAGACACACCAAGAUUCUUAGUUAUGAAGGGCAGAAUUUCACAGGCGCACGGAAUACUUAUGAAAAUAUAUCCGGAUGCUACAGAGGAACAAGUCAAUUCAUCCAUAAAAGAACUCCAAGAAUUGAAUAGAGCAUUACCUGGAGGUAAUGUCUUGCAGAGACUAUGGUACGGUGCUAAGUUGCUCCAUACAUCGGGACCAGCCUUUAGAGCUCUAUUCAUCACAUGCGGAAUGCAAGCCCUUCAGCAAUUCACGGGUUUCAAUUCAUUGAUGUACUUCUCCGCCACGAUUUUCAAAGCAGUCGGAUUCAAGGACUCCACUGCGGUUUCCAUAAUAGUUGCUGCAACCAACUUCAUAUUUACUGUGGUUGCAUUUUUUAUCAUUGAUAAGGUUGGUAGAAGACGUUUGAUGCUAGCCAGUUUGUACGGUAUGCUAGCAUUUCUGGUGUUGAAUUCAGUGGCAUUUCAUUUUCUUGACAUUACAUUUCAUGGUAGCGAUGCAAUCGUGAACUCAUCUGAUAGUCAUACUUGGGGUAUUGUGAUUAUUAUAGCCAUGAUUGGUUAUGUUGCAUCCUAUGCCGUCGGAUGUGGUAAUGUUCCAUGGCAACAAGGUGAGAUGUUUCCACAAGCAGUUCGUGCAUUGGGUUCAUCCUAUGCUACUGCAACUAACUGGACAGGAUCUUUAGUCAUUUCAGCCACAUUUUUAACAAUGCUUCAGAACAUUUCGCCUACUGGUACUUUUGCUUUGUUUGCUGGUUUAACACUGCUAUCCAUUAUAUUCAUUCUACUUUUCUUCCCAGAACUAUCUGGUAUGAGCUUAGAAGAGUCCCAAAAGGUUUUAACCGGUGGUUUCCAUAUAAGGGAAUCCAUGAAGAUCGCCAAAAUGAGAAAGAAGUAUGGUAAUAAAGUUCCACUAAGCGUCAUGGAAAAGCCCGAGAGCGGAGUCGAAGACAUGGCUUGA